CUUGUUAUAAUUUCGUGAUCUCUGCUCUGCAAUUUUGCCACGCAGACGGACGCCGAAUUCUUUCACCUACCCUACCAACGUCUCCGUCGAGUAUAUUACAUCAGUACCGGGUAACCAGCACUCUUGUGUCCGUGGUUUGUCGUCUCCCUCGCAGUCAUAGGUAGGUACCUAUCUUGACACGCUACGUCAUCAAUCACCUCCCACGUACCUACCUACCUAGUUCACUUUCGCUUUACCUUUUCAACGCGCGACAAAGUUUCUCGUUUCAUCAACCCGACCGACCUUUACAACAAACCUCACUGUCGAAGCGCUUUGCUCUCGCACCGACACAGCGCAACGCGAAGCGCCCUCUCCAAGAUGCGUUUAGGCGAAAAGCGCAGGCGCCGUCCACCCCGUCGCUUCACCGAAGAUUCGGACGUCGAGGAAGCGUAUAGACCUCACCCUAGCCCUGGCCGUAAUCGCAAAGGUGCCAAACCAUGCAAGACACCGUCCACGAAGCCUUUUAACCCUAAACUUUUGGCGACUUUCCCGGCUGCGUUUCCCAGUUUGCAUCUUGACGAUAGAUUGAACCGGCCACCUAACGAGGACUCGUCCGAAGAGGAAGUUGUCUUACCAGAGAGCGAUGAAGAAUCUGAAGAAGAGAGGCCAAGACAUACAUUGACCACGUUGAUGCAACGGGUCGAUCGCGCCCAAUCUUCAAUAUGGUACCACGCUCCUCAAGAACUGGUGUAUAGGGCUGUGGUCGUUGGCAAUACUCACGGCGACGACGAAAGCCUGGCUAAAGAAACAGUGGAUUUUAAGAGCCUCCAUGAUGUCGCUCAAGCGACCAUUAUGCUGAACAUUUACGCCGAAGCUUGCGAAAUGUCUUUCGAGGAUCCGUGGUAUCCGGUUCAACACAUCCUUGAUUUGUCAAAGGAAUACAUCUUCGGAGUUUUGACGGCUUUCGAAGAGUACAGUACAAAAGGAAGAUACCCUGGCGUGCUUACGGAGUUGCAUGAAGAAUUCUUGCACGCUCGCCGUUACCUCAAUGAAAAGGACUACCCUCUGUACGACCCUUACGCUGGACAUCCUGGUCCCCACCUACCUUCCAUCAAUGCAGGGAACGAGGCUCAUAUCCCGCCAACGCAAUUGUCGACGGCUAUUGCUCCGCCCAUAGCGCCGACACCUUCGUCACAACCGAGUUCUACGGCGGGCAAUUGGUGGCAAGCGGAUAUGCAACGAGUUCAGCAUCGGCAACCUCCCUCUGCAAAGUAUAUUGUACGGAAUGGCGCCAAAGUGGUAGAUCCACAAAGGCCAGGAGAAGGUCGUCGGGUCCUUGUCUCGGACAGCAACCCCCAACAGGAGGAAGAAGGUGAUUUCACCGAGAAUGAAGAAAGAAGACCCUCUCAAACAGCUUUCCCUAGUCCUAUUAAGAAGCCCAGCAAGCACUCUGCUCAAUCGCCUACGAUGAACGCUCCCGUGGCUCCUAUGUUGCGGCAACCGGGAAUAAUGGCAGAUUCUGGAGCUACUACACGUGGCUCGCGUGGACCGGUCGGACAGUCCGUUGAUCCACACAGUAGGCUGGGCGUUGCUGUCAUGUCGAGAGCCGGAGCAAUGCGAGAUCUCGAUUUAGGAUAUCAGGUGCCAGGCCGCGGUGGGCUACAUGCUCCCGUUAUUAACAGAGCCACUGAAUCGCGCUUAAGUCCGCAAGAGCAGUCUUCACUUCCAAACAUUCUUUCAACCAUGUUCCCGUCGUCCCAGUCGGCCACACCAACUCAAGUUCCUCUAGUGCGCGAAAAAACUCAAGAUGUGCAGCCUAUGCUGAACAGACAGGAACAAAACCAGUGUAGCAACGAUGAAGCUGAACUAGCGGCGCAGGAAACUCCAGCCCACAUUGCUGGAUCUAUGGUUUCGGCUUUACCCACAGCUCAUGCUGUCAAUGAGCAUCAGGAAAAACGAGUGGAGGUGGAGGCACGCAGCGAUAUACCUCAGACUCAGCAUGACCGGGAUGCUGCGUCUAGCAUGCCGAACGCAGCACCGAUAGCCACCUCGCCCACGACAUCUGUUCGAUCAGAAAUAACAAACCACCGGGAGCGUCUCAGUCUAAACAAAUAG
Molecule: messenger RNA, 2094 nt
Organism: Aplosporella prunicola CBS 121167
Lineage: Eukaryota; Fungi; Ascomycota; Dothideomycetes; Botryosphaeriales; Aplosporellaceae
Exons: 5
Coding region: 358-2094 (578 amino acids)
Source: RefSeq, a predicted model, not a curated record